Molecule: messenger RNA, 2442 nt
Organism: Colletotrichum karsti
Lineage: Eukaryota; Fungi; Ascomycota; Sordariomycetes; Glomerellales; Glomerellaceae
Exons: 9
Coding region: 1-2442 (813 amino acids)
Source: RefSeq, a predicted model, not a curated record
AUGGAGGCGAGGAUGAGGGAGAUAGAGUCGGUGAAUGCCAUCAGGCUCGUCGAGGACCCAUACAUGAGCAAGUACGUCCGCGCCUGGCUUCGCGACGACUGGGAUGCAUCCCGCCCAUGCAACCGGACCGAAAAGAGCGCCCGGAAGCUUCUCCUCAUGCCGAACCCGGGUGAUGGCGACGACGACGGGAACGACGGCGGGGGGAACAACCACCAGGGGGGCAGCGAAGAUGACAACGGUGACGACGACCGCGACGAUGGCAAUGACCGGGAGAACCGCGACGGGGGUCACGACCAUGGGCCCCAGCCCGAGCUGGACCUGGUGGCGGCUGCUGAGGCUAAGAGCCGCAUCGAGACUUGCGGGAGCGAGCUGCAGGCAGUGCGGGACCUGAUCAUCCACCUGACGUGCAGCGUUCUGGCGGCAAAGUACGGUUCGGAUCAGGAAUCACCCUGGGUGCAGGACAGCAUCUUGGAAAUGCUGGGCAACUUCGACGACGCGCUGGAGGCAUUCGGGGUGGUGGAGAGGCGGCUCGAGGAUGCGUACCGGGCGCGGUGUCUCGGCGACGACCACAGCGACUGGGUGUACCCGUUGAAGGAUCGUAUGCAGCGGAAUCCUCAGCUGGUGGUCAACGAUGCUCGCCGCUGGGUAAUCGGGCGAUUGACGAUGGUUGAUUAUCGAAGAUACGGCGACGGCGACGACAACACCUCUUCGCACCCAUCGAACGUCAUUACUCUCCAAGAACCGAUCGACCUGACGCCCAGGUCCGCUUCCCCUCCUCCGCCGUCGCCUCCACCUGCUGCUGCUCCCCAGCCGUUCUCGUGGAUCCUGCUCUACUACAUCAACCUGGCAGUGCUGGUAGCCUCGCUCUGCCACUACCCUUUCGUCCUCGUCUCGCGCGACGGCGUACCCGUAUGGCGGCCCGGUCUUGCCAUGACAACAAUAGUCGCCCGAGAGCCACGUUUCAUACAAUACGUUGCCUCCUACGAGUUCGCCCUCGACAACUACCUCGCCGUCGUGUCCUCCCUGGCCGUGCCUGUCACGCCUACGCCCCCAUCCGACAGUUCGACACCCACACCCUCCUGGUUUCCUCCCAGUGUCCUCGACAAUCUACGCCGCGAGAUGCAUGCGCCACCGCCCGCACCACCCAGCGGCGGCGGGAGCUCUCGCCAGAGACCAUCGCUGGCGCCAGGCAUGCUGCUCGGCGCCGUUUCCGACUUUGAAGAAGACCACGUCAAGUCGGCCGAGCCGAUCACGCGUUUGCUGGAGCACCUCAACGCUGCCAAGCACGUUGAACAGCAGAUCAUCCUGCCCUUCCUUGCGAGGAUCAGCAUCCUCCUGGGCACGUCUGAUGCCAUUGCCGGCCACAUUCGAGGCCAGACGAAUGUCACUCCGACUGUUGACUACCUGUUUCUCCCCGCGGCGCAACGCCCUUCUCGAACUACUCGACUCUAUCGCCACCUCCUCCGCGCCCGCGCCGAGCUCCAUGCGCUCCGGAGCACCAUAUCAAGGCCGCUCUGGUGCCUCUUCGCCAUCAUCAUCGUCUUGUCCGUCGUCUUCCUCGUGUACACGGUCGACGCCUGGAUCCGCAGUUUCGCAAGGGCUACGUUCUCCGGCACCGCCAUCUUCAAGAACGCCUGGAACAGCACCCUCCUUGUAAAUCGUCGAGGGAGCAGCAGCAUGCCUGAGACUCCUGUCGAACUCGACGUCCUCUUCCAUGCCUCCAACGAUGCGCAUGAAUUACCGACCAUCGAUGGUGUCGUCUUCGGGUGCAGCAACGCCGCUGUCGCGUCCAUGGCGUCGUCGCUCGCAGACUGCGCCGUAGCUCAGUCCGUCAUCUCGGAUAUGACCGACGCCAUUACGGCCUUCUUUGACCGCCUGGACUGGGCAGACCGCCACCUGGAGCGAUUCGCGGCAUCGGCGGAGGCGAUGCUGUCGGACGCCGCGGGCAUGUCCAUCACCCAGGCGCAGUCUGGGAUCUGCGCGCAGGUGGACGUGCUGACCAAGUAUCAGAAGCUCGUCGGGGCGAGGUACGGUGGGGUGGCUGGUGUUGACCACGAUGCCACAGGAAAUGUUGCUGCCCGAGAGGGUCAAGAUGUCGAAAUCAACAAGCUGGCAGCAGCUUUCGAGCGCGCAGAAGAUAUGGCGAGGCUGGGUUGUCUCGGGGUGAUGGCGCACGCCCGCAUGUUCGAGGAGCAGUGCUUGGCGGUCGUGGUGAGCGCUGCUCAGGAAUAUCGGGGCUUCAUGGCAUGCGUGUAUCGUGCAAACAUCACCACCAACAUCAGCGCCACCGUCAGCGCCAACGCCAACACCAACACGCUCGACGCCAACAUGAUCAAGUACACAAUGAACAUGGGCUCCCGAACUCGAGAGGCCGCACAAUACCUUUCCAUCUCGAAGGCUAGGCGAGGCAGACAUAAGUACCAACCUCGUCCGACCCGCUGA